This is a messenger RNA of Sturnus vulgaris (Common starling), 3209 nucleotides long. Lineage: Eukaryota; Metazoa; Chordata; Aves; Passeriformes; Sturnidae. The record is from RefSeq and is a predicted model, not a curated record.
UGUUCAUGAGAUGCUUUCAUUGCUGAAUUCUCUCUGUCUUGCUCCUGCAUUACACAUGCUUAUAAAAUUUGGGGAAGGAAUAAGCUGCUUUAGUCCAUACAUUUCUACUAUUUUCAGGACCUCUUUCCAAAGAUUGUUGUCCCAUCUUCCAAUAUGAGGUUCUGUAGGUGAUGAUCUUGAUGCCAGACUUGCUAGAAGUUCUCCGUGGAUGGGAGCCCGUGUGUUUCCUGUGGAGGGCCCAGCCUCAUGAAUCCAGUCACUAAACCUGCCACCACCACUUCUUUCAAUGCUGCCAUGCCCGACAUUCCAAGGAAACGCAAGGGAAGUGAUUCUGAUAACCAGGAUACAGUUGAAGUUGAUGGUGAUCCUCAGAAAAGGAGUGAAGAUGAAGAACAUGUUAAAGUAAAAGAUUUCAGAGAGGCUCAUAGUCAAACAGAGAAAAGAAGAAGAGACAAAAUGAAUAAUUUAAUAGAGGAAUUGUCUGCCAUGAUACCACAGUGCAAUCCCAUGGCCCGAAAGCUGGACAAACUCACAGUGCUACGGAUGGCUGUGCAGCACUUGAAAUCUUUAAAAGGUUCCAGUAGCUCCUACUCAGAAGUCCGGUAUAAACCUUCAUUUUUGAAGGAUGAUGAACUGCGACAGUUAAUCCUUAGGGCUGCAGAUGGAUUCCUGUUUGUGGUUGGAUGCAACAGAGGAAAAAUUCUGUUUGUCUCUGAAUCAGUUUGCAAAAUACUUAAUUAUGAUCAGGCCAGUUUAAUUGGACAAAGUUUAUUUGAUUACUUACAUCCAAAAGAUGUUGCAAAGGUUAAAGAGCAACUUUCUUCAUCGGACAUCUCACCUAGGGAGAAGCUUGUAGAUGGCAAAACUGGCUUGCAAGUACACACAGAUUUCCAAGCUGGACCAGCUCGGCUGAACUCUGGUGCUCGGCGUUCCUUCUUCUGUCGGAUAAAGUGUAGCAGGACCACGGUCAAAGAGGAGAAGGAGUGUUUGCCCAACCCAAAGAAGAAAGAUCACAGAAAAUACUGCACCAUUCACUGUACUGGGUAUUUGAAGAACUGGCCUCCUAAUGAGGUGGGAGUAGAAGAGGAAAAUGAUGUAGAAAAGGACAGUAGUAACUUUAACUGUCUUGUUGCAAUUGGGAGGUUACACCCUUAUAUUGUUCCACAAAAGAGUGGAGAGAUAAAAGUCAAAGCAACAGAAUUUGUUACACGGUUUGCCAUGGAUGGAAAAUUUGUUUAUGUAGAUCAGCGCGCAACAGCAAUUUUAGGGUAUCUGCCACAAGAGCUUCUAGGAACUUCUUGUUAUGAGUACUGCCAUCAAGAUGAUCACAAUCACCUAGCUGAAAAACACAAAGAAGUGUUACAGAAUAAAGAAAAAGUAUUUACAAAUUCCUACAAAUUUAGAGCAAAAGAUGGGACUUUUGUUACUUUAAAGAGUCAGUGGUUCAGUUUCAUGAAUCCUUGGACCAAAGAGCUGGAGUACAUUGUAUCAAACAACACUGUGGUAUUAGGUCAUAAAGAAUCAGCUGAAGAAGAGGUCCUCUACAGUUCCCAACCUGCAGAAGAUGCUGUAAAACAAUCUUUAGUAAGUGUACCUGGAAUGUCCUCUGGAACAGUUCUUGGUGCUGGAAGUAUAGGAACCGAAAUUGCAAAUGAAAUAUUAGAAUUGCAAAGGUUGCAUUCUUCACCAUCUGGAGAGUUAAGUCCAUCACAUCUCCUCAGAAAGUCACCUUCUCCAGCUUUAACUAUAAACUGCAGUGAUGUGCCAAAUAAAGAGUUGAUUCAGUUAUGUCCUUCAGAAACAGAAGCUCUAGAGAAUUCAGAACAAACCCAGGGUGCUAUUCCAUUUCCCAGUAAUGAACCUCUCCUCAGUGGCAAUUCUCAGCUGGACUUCGAUGCCAUCUGUGGGAACGACGACACUGCCAUGACAGCUCUGAUGAAUUACCUGGAGGCUGACGGAGGCCUGGCAGACCCAGCUGACCUCAGUGAUAUCCAAUGGGCUCUCUAGAGCUGCUGCUGGGAGCAAGGAAUGUCAAAAAGCCCUCAUGCACAACAACCCUACAUCCUCAGUACUGUAUUGGAGUUUUGUAAUGGUUCCUUUCAAUUCAGACUUGCUGUCUCUGGAUUUUUAAAGACUGAAGCCUUGUUCAGAGAGAGACAUCUUCUGCUGCACCUACGGACAAAUGCAAUAUUUUUUUCAUGAUGAGGAAACCUUGAAAUUUUAAUAUUGAACCAUCUGUAACUGGAAUGCUUAGAACACAUUAGUAUAUUUUUGCUAAGAAGCUUUAACCAAAAGGUACUGUACAAUGUACAGGAUUACUUUUUCUUAGUUUUAAUACUUCGAACUUUUAUUUAUUGUUUUUGUUUCAAGUUUCAGAAUAUUGGUUAUCCAUGAUACUUUCUGUAGAACCUACUGUACCUACAUGGUUUGAGAAUACUUGUAACUAUUAAAUUUAAUUGAAAUAUUUGUUUGCACACACUACAGUUGUAAAAUAAGGUAUUGUAAUUCUCAAAUGAUGCAGUUUGUGAUUCCUUGCACUUCUCAGCAGUGCAAUUUUUGCAGUCAAAGGUGAAAAUGAAGCCUACAGUUCUGGGAGCAAGGAUUGGGGUUGAUUACCCUAAUAAACAGAAGAGAGUGUUUUGAGAAAAACACUCAUUUUCCCAGUACACAAACAUGAGAAGGUUAUAAGAAAAGAGCAACAAACUCUUAAUUACUGUUUUGUAUUAUUUGUAAUGUAUUAUUAGAGAAGCAGUGCAUAGAACCAGAGAAAAAUAAUGCUCUAUUUGUAAUAAAGCACUUUGGUCUUGUCCCAGGUUCUUUACUAACUAGAGAAGUUUGAAUGGAUAGUCUUGCCUCCAGAGUGAGGACUGCACUGUUUGUUGGUAAAAAAUGUUAAAGUUCUAGAGCAUUUUUUAUGUUUUUGGAGAGAUUGGGAGAAUUUUCUACUGCUUGAGUGUGUGACUUUUUAAAAUCUCUCUGUACUAUAGCUGUGUAAGUAAAUGCUAUGCAGGAUGAUCUUUUGGGAACAGCUUUUGCAAGGAUUGUAUCCCAGUUACAGCAAAUUACUCAAGAACAUGGCACUUUAGAGGUUGCAUUAGAACAACAUAGCACUAAUAUAGCAAGAGGAACUUUUUAUUUCUGGUAUUGAAGGUUUAAACAAUUUUCUGCAUAGAUUAUGUAUCUUAAAAUUACAGAUUUUUUCAUGUUUA